UCUUCUAGUUUUCACAAAACUUCAUCUUCCGUCCUACAAAUACUUCUCCAAACCAAUCAAUCAGUCAGUCAGUCAGUCAGUCCCUGACCAAUUUCCAGAUAGAAGAGAGGAUUUGUGAGUAAAGGUAAAAAAAUGAGGAUGAGCUGCAAUGGCUGCCGAGUCCUGAGAAAGCGCUGCAGCGAAUCCUGCAUGCUGAGGCCAUGCUUGGAAUGGAUUAAGAGUGAAGAAUCUCAGGCAAACGCAACUGUUUUUCUCGCCAAAUUCUAUGGCCGAACGGGCCUAAUAAAUCUCAUUAGUAAUGGUCCUCAACAUUCAAGGCCUGCGUUGUUCAAGUCUCUCCUGUAUGAAGCCUGUGGGAGGCUGUCGAAUCCCAUCUACGGGGCAGUGGGCCUCCUUUGCUCUGGCAAUUGGGAAGUAUGUCAUGCAGGAGUGGAGAGUAUUCUUGAUGGAUCGUACGAGGCUAACAUGGCAAAUCAAUCAAAUAUUAUAGGGCAGCCCAGCGAAUUGCACAAGAUCAAUGGCAGGGGGAAGUUUAAGUGUGUUAAUUAUCGCAAGAAGCCCAAAUCAAAAGAACUAGAACUUCUUAAAAGUAUUCAAAUCUCAAGUGAGGAGAAUGAUAGAACAAAAAUGCACCAAGAUAAAUGCUCCUUCCAGAACGAUUUUCUUUGUAAUCCCAUCAUCAACCCUAAUGUUGAUGGUUUGUAUGUGCAGAAUGGUGAGGGUGAGAUGGAUAUAGAGCUCACUCUCGGGGCCUCUUCUCCUCCCGUUCACAAAUUGGCAGACUGAAUGGAUGUAUGUCUUUGUUCUUUUGUUCUUCAUAGCUGUACAGGUUUUGUACUAAAUGGAACUGAAGAUGAAGAUGGAUCAGACUUCACCUGUGUUAGGGCGAACUGAAUCUAGGAAGGUGUUGAAGCAGAAAUAAGGGUUAGACUCCAUGGACUUGUAGUGAGCUUUGAGAGUCGUGUGAUAGUACAAGUACUCAAUUUUCAAUAAGAUUACACUCUUUUUUGAGUGUCAAGAAUUUCAAAGUAUGUAUAUCGAUGUCAUAUGUUAUGAGGUUUAUUGAGGUUUUGUAUGGAGAAGCUACUUGUAAGAAUCAAAUGGGUGGGUUGAAUAAACUAAAAUAACUACUGGUUGUUGUAUAUACAAGAAUGUUUCAAUGUAUAAAUGUUAUAAAAUAAUUUUAAAUA
Messenger RNA from Cryptomeria japonica (Japanese cedar), 1190 nucleotides. RefSeq names its product LOB domain-containing protein 40. Lineage: Eukaryota; Viridiplantae; Streptophyta; Pinopsida; Cupressales; Cupressaceae. Gene Ontology annotation, biological process: regulation of gene expression. The record is from RefSeq and is a predicted model, not a curated record. The transcript has 3 exons. Bases 133 to 786 code for a protein of 217 amino acids.